AUCACAGCACCCUAUUAAUGCGUUAAGAUUAUGAUGAUAAAACUAUGCUAGAGACAUUGACUCUCCUUGUCACAGUUCGCCAUGUCUGCACUAGGUCGAUUGCGUGUGUCUUUUUGUCGUACAGCCUGGUUUAACAGGCCUAAACAGCCGACAUGGACAUCAAUCGCGAGGUUAGCGUUAAACACUUCGAGAUACAACAACAACAGUGCCAGAGGAGGCGUAGUUCUGACAAGUGAACGCUAUCCAAGUCUUCAGCGAGGAGACUACACGGCUGUCACGGACAAACACAUAGCCUUUUUCGAGGGGUUGCUUCCAGGACGAGUGAUCUCAGAUGUGGGGGAUUUAGACGGCUACAACACGGACUGGUUGAAAACCUGCAGAGGAGCAAGCCAGCUUUUGCUGCGGCCCAAAACCACAGAAGAAGUGAGUCAGAUACUGAGAUAUUGCAAUGAAAAUCGACUGGCCGUGGUGCCUCAGGGUGGAAACACUGGACUGGUGGGUGGCAGUGUGCCUGUUUUUGAUGAGAUCAUCAUCUCCACUCAGCUGAUGAACAAAGUCUUCAGUGUAGAUGAAAUUUCAGGCACUUUGGUAUGUCAGUCUGGCUGUAUCCUUGGUAACCUGGAGACCCUCAUUAAUGAGCACGACUUAACCAUGCCCCUGGACCUGGGUGCAAAGGGCAGCUGCCAUAUUGGUGGGAAUCUCGCCACAAAUGCAGGUGGAAUCCGACUGCUGAGAUUUGGCUCACUCCAUGGCAAUGUGCUAGGGUUGGAAGCAGUCCUUCCAAAUGGAGAUGUCUUGGACUCUCUGACAACCCUGAGAAAAGACAACACUGGUUAUGAUGUGAAGCAAAUGUUUAUAGGCUCAGAGGGAACUUUGGGGAUCAUCACAGCUGUCUCCAUCUUAUGUGCACAGAAACCAUCGUCUGUUAAUGUGGCAUUCGUAGGCUGUGAAGAUUUCCCAACAGUAUUAAAAGUGCUUCAGCGCAGCAAAGAAAACUUGGCCGAAAUUUUGUCAGCAUUUGAAUUCAUCGACCGGCAGUGCAUGGCACGUACGGAGCGGAACCUAAAUCUGACAAACCCCAUCACAGACAACAAGUUUUAUGCCCUUAUCGAAACAUCUGGAUCUACCAACCACAAUGAGGAGAAACUCAACCACUUCCUGGAAACACUGAUGGAGGAUGGAAUAGUGCGAGAUGGCACCUUAGCAACAGAAACCAGUAAAGUGCAGUCAAUCUGGAAAUGAAGCAAUCUGGGCCUCCGAGAGCGAAUUGCCGAGGCACUGAUGCAUGAUGGGUACUGCUAUAAAUAUGAUGUCUCGUUGCCGUUGAGUCAUUUUUAUGAGCUGGUUGAGGUAAUGAGAGAGAGGCUGGGUGACAAGGCAGUGUCAGUGGUGGCAUGUGGCCAUGUGGGAGACUGUAACUUACACUUCACUGCAACUACCAGAGAGUUUGAUGAGGAAGUGAUGGGGUUGAUCGAGCCGUUCAUCUACGACUGGGUGACCGAACACAAGGGCAGUAUUAGUGCUGAACAUGGUCUUGGUUUUAAGAAGAAAGACUUUAUUUAUCACAGUAAAUCUAAGGCGGCUGUACAGCUGAUGAAAGAUAUGAAAAGGCUACUUGACCCAAAUGGAAUUCUGAAUCCGUACAAGACCCUUCCUACUGACUGAUUGUAGGAUGCGACUAUAUUGUACAUUUUGUGAUAAGUCCGUUGGUUUAUUACUGUUUAAAAUUGAAAGUAGCUACUGCUAACAAAAUCUAUUCAUGUCUCUACGAUCGUAAGUGAAGAGGUCUGCUAGCAACCUGCAGAUGGUCGUGGAUUUCCCCUGGGCUCUGCUCGGUUUCCUCCCACCUUGAUGCUGGUCCUAGUGGUGUACAUGAUGGCAGUCAUAUACAUGUAAUAUUCUUGUGUGCGGUGUAAAACACCAAGCGAAUAAAUAUUUUUUUAUAAAAAAAAUAUAAUGUAUUUACAUAUUUAAAUUUCAAUAAUCAGUAUUGACCGUGUGUUAUUCAGAUGUUUUAUUAUGCAUUUAUCACCGUACUUUCUGUAUUAACUGUAGAAAAAGUGCUGAUUUGUUCACCAAAUUUUGUGGAUUAAUAAUCGUCAGACAGAUUGUAUAAUUAACCUAUGCGGUUUGUGUGACAUUGUUAAUAUUUGUAAUAAUCGUCAUGGGCAUGGUGAAAAUUUUGUAUUGUUUUUGAUGAUCCCAUAAGUAAGUUUGAUGCUAGGUGCCUGUACGUUUGAGACUACCAUACUUAUCUGGAUUUUCAGACUACUUACCUGGAUUUUGAAACUAGUACUUACCUGGAUUUUGAAACUACCUACCUGGAUGUUGAAACUACUUACCAUGAUUUGGAUACUUCUUACCCGGAUUUUGAAACUACUUACCUUAAUUUUUAAUUUAGGCCUAUGCUCCAAUCAGAUUUAUACCACUAUUAUACUCUAAAAACAGUGCAAUCUGUGUGUAAUCAUCAAUGGAGACAGAAGAUGUAUCCAAGAAAGAUUUUUUUUGGUGAAAGUGUACUUAGUGUCAAAGCCCACUGUCAUCCCUGCACAUUGGUAUGAAGGAUUAUAAGGGUUCUUUGAGUGACAAGGCCAAGGUCUUUCAGGGUCAAGGUUGCAUUUGAUUUUCCAUCAUAAUAUUUAAGCAUGUGUCAUAACCUACACCUGACUUUUUUUUAUGUACAUGUUUAUUAAGAAUUUUCACUUUUGAAACUUUUAAAAUAGUCUUUCAAAUUUUUAUUAAUGAAACAGAUAUGUGUGUUUAUGUAGACUAGGUGGGCCUCUGUGGCUCAGAUGGCUAGAGCACUAGUGCAGCGUAAUGAUCCAGAAGCCUCUCGCCAUUGCGGUCGCUGUGAGUUCAAGUCCAGCUUAUGCUGGCUUUCUCUCCGGCCGUAAGUGGGAAGGUCCAUCAGCAACCUGAGGAUGGUCAUGGGUUUCCCGUGGGCUCUGCCCGGUUUCCUCCCACCAUAAUGCUGACCACCGUCGUAUAAGUGAAAUAUUCUUGAGUAACACCAGUCAAAUAAACAAAUAAAUUAUAUGGACUAUACUGCUGUACUUUGAAAUUGCAAGAAUGUUCCAUUUACUUUAAGUACAGACUCACAGUGUGCUAAAUUCCUCUACACCUUUGUAUACAGAAAGACCUGCAGUAUAAAAUAUGAUAUUUGACAUGACACUCCACGUGCGUAAAGGUGGUCACGCUUAUUCUCCAUAGAGUUUUUUCCCAAAUUCCCAUUUAUCACAAACUAACGAUAAUAAAACAAACUGUUACACAUUGCAUGUACUGAGAUUAUUAUGGUUGAAACUGAGGAGAACAUGAACUGUUCAUAGAAGUCCGAGUUUGUUUAUUACAUUCCUGAACUGUCAGUAUACUACCCUGACCACCCCUGAUGCUCUCCUGCGGUGCUCAGUCAAUAACAAUCACAACCAACGGAAUGAGAUACACUUUCCGAGUCCCUGGGCAAAAAAAUACGUCAUUUACCCUAGUGCCCAGAAUCACUGGACAUGAACAAGAAUAUGGUAAUAAAUAUCUGACAGCUUAAAUAACAUGAAGAGCCAUGGUUUUUUUUUUUGUUGUUGAUGACUUGUAAUACACAUUGAAGGAAAUUCUUACCUUUAUUACUAGGACAUGUAAGGUUCAAUCCCAGCCCUGGGCAAGGAAAUUUGUGGAUCCUCCCUCUCGCUGUUCUUUGGGCCUCUUUGACAUUAAGCACUGAUGUGACCAUUUGCAGAAUCUUGUGUUGGUUGGAGAUCACUCGUUUCCCCCCAGUAGGGUGCACAUAAACCUUCGUCACCCUCACGAAAGUUACUUGUCAAAGGUUGGUCAUUUACCCCAGGCACUCCGGUUUCAUUCAUCCAUAACACUGGCUGUGAAGAUAUUCUAUUUAUCAUAAUUUAGCACUAAGUAUGCUUCAUGAAACCUCUAGUUUUAUGAAGCAUACUUAGUUGAGC
This is a messenger RNA of Liolophura sinensis, 3947 nucleotides long. RefSeq names its product D-2-hydroxyglutarate dehydrogenase, mitochondrial-like. Gene Ontology annotation, molecular function: FAD binding; catalytic activity. Gene Ontology annotation, cellular component: mitochondrion. NCBI's taxonomy places the organism in Eukaryota, Metazoa, Mollusca, Polyplacophora, Chitonida, Chitonidae. The record is from RefSeq and is a predicted model, not a curated record.